Rattus rattus (black rat) is the source of this 1941-nucleotide messenger RNA. RefSeq names its product immunoglobulin superfamily member 11 (gene Igsf11). Lineage: Eukaryota; Metazoa; Chordata; Mammalia; Rodentia; Muridae. The record is from RefSeq and is a predicted model, not a curated record. Gene Ontology annotation, cellular component: cell-cell junction. Gene Ontology annotation, biological process: homophilic cell-cell adhesion. Gene Ontology annotation, molecular function: ionotropic glutamate receptor binding. Bases 195 to 1481 code for a protein of 428 amino acids. The transcript has 7 exons.
GAGCUGGCGGGAGCUGGGGGGAGUGGCUGCGGCGGCUAGUGGUGGCCGCGGCGGCCGGCGAGCCCGGGACGCCCGAGCCUGCCCCGAGCCUCAGCGGAGCGGAGUGGCCUUGGCGCUCCCGUGCCCCGCUCGGUCCCCGCUGCACCCCGCCGCCCAGGAGCUCGGCGGACGGCGGCUCCCGCGGCGGCCCCGGCAUGACUCGGCGGCGCUCCGCUCUGGCGUCCUGGCUGCUCUUGUCGCUGCUCGGUGUGGCAGCAUCUCUGGAAGUGUCCGAGAGCCCAGGCAGUGUCCAGGUGGCCCGGGGUCAGACAGCAGUCCUGCCCUGCGCCUUCUCCACCAGUGCUGCUCUCCUGAACCUCAAUGUCAUUUGGAUGGUCAUUCCCCUCUCCAAUGCAAACCAGCCCGAACAGGUCAUUCUCUAUCAGGGCGGACAGAUGUUUGAUGGUGCCCUCCGGUUCCAUGGGAGGGUAGGAUUUACAGGCACCAUGCCUGCUACCAAUGUCUCCAUCUUCAUCAAUAACACACAGCUGUCAGAUACGGGCACCUACCAGUGCUUGGUGAAUAACCUUCCAGACAGAGGGGGCAGAAACAUUGGGGUCACUGGCCUCACGGUGUUAGUCCCCCCUUCUGCUCCAAACUGCCAAAUCCAAGGAUCUCAGGACAUCGGCAGUGACGUCAUCCUUCUGUGUAGUUCGGAGGAAGGCAUCCCUCGGCCCACUUACCUUUGGGAGAAGUUAGAUAAUACACUCAAGCUACCUCCAACAGCCACUCAGGACCAGGUCCAGGGGACAGUCACCAUCCGGAAUAUCAGUGCCCUCUCUUCCGGUCUUUACCAAUGUGUGGCUUCCAACGCCAUCGGGACCAGCACCUGUCUCCUGGAUCUCCAGGUUAUCUCGCCCCAGCCCCGGAGCGUUGGAGUGAUAGCCGGAGCUGUUGGCACUGGUGCUGUCCUCAUCGUCAUCUGCCUUGCACUAACUUCAGGGGCAUUCUUUUACUGGAGAAGCAAAAAUAAAGAGGAGGAGGAGGAGGAAAUUCCUAAUGAAAUCAGAGAGGAUGAUCUUCCACCUAAAUGCUCUUCUGCCAAAGCAUUCCACACAGAGAUAUCCUCCUCAGAAAAUAACACAUUGACCUCCUCCAAUACCUACAACAGUCGAUACUGGAACAACAAUCCCAAACCCCAUAAAAACACAGAGUCGUUCAACCACUUCAGUGACUUACGCCAGUCUUUCUCUGGCAAUGCUGUUAUUCCGUCCAUCUAUGCAAAUGGAAACCAUCUGGUUUUGGGUCCACAUAAGACUCUGGUAGUUACAGCCAACAGAGGGUCAUCGCCCCAGGUCAUGCCCAGGAACAAUGGUUCAGUCAGCAGGAAGCCUUGGCCUCAACACACACAUUCCUACACUGUAAGCCAAAUGACCCUGGAGCGCAUUGGUGCAGUGCCUGUCAUGGUGCCCGCCCAGAGUCGGGCAGGGUCCCUGGUAUAGGGUGACUGGGGAUGCUGUGUUCAGAAGAGAACAAACGGACUUCCUUCAGGCAAGAGGGAGAGUGGGAUGGGUGAGCGCUGGAAAGUGUAAACUUUUGUUACGAUUGAUUCCCUUAGUAUAAAGCACAAAGAAGAAGGCCUCGCUGCUGUUUCCUGCCACUGCAGUGUGUGAAGUGGCCUGGGGUUAUUCCAUCUUGAAGACUCAAGAAGACUGUUUCCCACCACAGUUGUCCUGAGAUUCAGUUUAAAAACAAAGCAUGCUGCAUCUCAAAAGCCGAGCCGAGCCAAGGAGAGUGCUAUAAGCUGAGGAGCACUUUACCACCCAAACCCAGGUCCGGCUGGACCCGCUCUUCAGUUCUUGCCUAACUCGAUCAUUUUCCGGACCCUUAAAGUGCCAGGUGGAAUUUACAUAACGAAAUUAUUUUUAAAAAAUAUAUGCCCUCAGGGGAAAGAAAAUAGGA